AAGAGGAGGAGACAUGGAGCCGAGAUCUGUGGCCAGGCUGCUGACGGGGAGCAGAGAAGAGGCAGGGCAGAGAGCAGGAGAGAGAGAGAGAGAGGAGGGGGGGGAGUAGUGCGAGGGUUUAAAGUAUCGUCAAUGAGGAAGUUGGAGAACCAUUUUCACUAUUGGGCAACAGCGGCUGACUGCGAGAGAGAGCCAGAGCUCAGCCCGGAGCUCUACGGGAGCCGUCUCUCUCUCUCUCCUCUUUUCAUGGUGGUUUUCUGUUCUCGCGUGUGAUUUAUGUCCGUUUAUUCGUUCCGGUCCGCACAGACCAGAGGGCAGCGUGUCCGGUUGGGCGUCGGGCGGGUCGGGGGGCGGGCUGGGGGGGGCAGCGUUGUGCCGGAAUGAGUUCACACAAUGGGAGCAGCCCCGUCUCUCCGCGGAGAAGAGAGUGCUGUUAGAAGCGGAUCGCGGAGCAGAAGGGGGAGGGAGGGGGAGAGAAGCUGAGCUUUCUUCCUCCUCGGAAUCUCCUGCUGGGGCCUGUGGUUUCACAGGUUUUAAAAACAUUUUCCGUUGUUUUUAUCUUCCGUGUUGGAUAUCGAGAAGCCCCGAAACACGAGGAUUAUUUUCUUGCUGUGACCGGGAAGUUACCGUGUGAAGUUUUUCCUUCCUUUUGCUGCGGGAGCAGAUGCACGUCUUCUUGGAUUACAAAGAGAAACGACAGCAGUAACCAAAAACAACCAUUUGUGGGGGCAGUUUCUUCAGAGUGAGUUCUUUAAAUGGAUUACAAAAUGCAUUCAAAGUCAAGCGAUUUAUUGGAUUUCCAAACCUUGGAUGCCCUUUUGGAGAAAAUUGCACACUACUCGCUCACUAUGAAAAGAGAGCCCAGCGAGGAGUGCAAUGGCAUCACUGGAGCCCUCUCUGUGCAGACCGCGCCUGGGACGAGAGUGAGCGAGCGCGCAGCCAUGGGGGACGGCCUGGACGCGGCGCAGAUGUCGGCCACGCCGGGCCAGCCGUCCGUGCAGCCCGCCCCAGCCUUCCAGAACCCCGCCCCCCCGGAGACCUCCAGCUCCAACCGGCCCAAGCGCCAGACCAACCAGCUGCAGUACCUGCUCAAGGUGGUGCUGAAGACGCUGUGGAAGCACCACUUCGCCUGGCCCUUCCAGCAGCCCGUGGACGCCGUGAAGCUGAACCUGCCCGACUAUUACAAGAUUAUCAAGUCUCCUAUGGACAUGGGAACAAUCAAGCGACGCCUGGAGAACAGCUUCUACUGGAACGCCCAGGAAUGUAUUCAAGACUUCAACACGAUGUUUACGAACUGCUACAUCUACAACAAGCCGGGAGAUGACAUAGUCUUAAUGGCCGAGGCCCUGGAGAAGAUGUUCCUGCAGAAGAUCUCGGAGAUGCCCCAGGAGGAGACAGAGAUCCCUGUGGUGUCGGGAAAGGGCCGGGGCCGAGGACGGAAAGACGCAGGUGUGAGCUCGAAGCCAGGGACUGCCUUGGACUCUCCCUCCACGCCCCCCCAGACUCGCGGGCCCCCUGCCAACUCAUCGCAGGGGCCGCAGACGAGGGGACCACCACCCAUCCCCCCGGGGACCCAGACCAGGACACACCCCCAGCAAAACGUUCAGACUUUGCAAUCACGCGGGGUACCCCCGCAACAGACUCUGCCCCAGAAUCCUCAGGCGCGGGCACAUCCACCUCCCUCAGGGCCGCAAUACCCCUUGGCACCCCCGGACUGCAUUACCCAGAAUCCCAUCAUGACCAUGACCUCCGUGCCUAACCCUGCCCAGACCACCCUACCCCCAGUGCCCAUGCCACCGAGCACCGCACCGCCCAAUAAACAGAGGAAAAGCAUGAAACGGAAAGCCGACACCACCACACCCACGGCCAACGACCAGAUGAGCGAGUCGUCCCCGGCCCCGCCCGAGUCCAAAUCUGGCAAGACGCUCCCCCGGAGGGACAGCAGCAGGCCGGCCAAGAUCCCCAAGAAGGAGGCUCCAGACUCCCAGCACCCAGCCCUGGACAAGCCCGGGGUCGGGGGGGUCCUUCCGGGGACCCUGCUGGGGUCCGGGGGCGCGCAGAGCCCCAAGCAGCAGGAGCAGCUGCGGUACUGCAGCGGCAUCAUCAAGGACAUGUUCGCCAAGAAGCACGCAGCCUACGCCUGGCCCUUCUACAAGCCCGUGGACGUGGAGGCCCUGGGCCUGCACGACUACCACGACAUCAUCAAGCACCCAAUGGACCUCAGCACCAUCAAGUCUAAGCUGGAGAGCCGGCAGUACCGGGACGCCCAGGAGUUCGCGGCCGACGUGCGGUUGAUGUUCUCCAACUGCUACAAGUACAACCCCCCCGACCACGAGGUGGUGGCCAUGGCUCGCAAGCUGCAGGCCCAGGACGUGUUUGAGAUGCGUUUCGCCAAGAUGCCGGACGAGCCGGAGGAGGUGGCGGUGCCAGCGCCCUCCCCCGUGAUCCCGGCCCCGGUGAAGCAGCAGCAGCCGCCGCCGCCGCCCUCCUCCAGUGACAGCAGCAGCGACAGCUCGUCCGACAGCGAGAGCAGCACCGACGACUCAGAGGAGGAGAGAGCCCAGCGGCUAGCAGAGCUGCAGGAACAGCUGAAAGCCGUGCACGAGCAGCUGGCGGCCCUCUCCCAGCCCCAGGCCAGCAAACCAAAGAAGAAGGAGAAGGACAAGAAGGAGAAGAAGAAGGAGAAAGAGAAGGAAAAGCACAAGAAGAAGGCGCUGGCUGCAGUGGUGCUGGAGGAGGUGGAGGAGCUGCCCCAGCCCCCCAGGAAGAGCAAGAGCAAGGAACCCCCACCCAAAAAGACCAAGAAGACCAGUAAAAAGGAGUGUGUGAAGAACAGCCGGCCGGCCCCGCCCCCUCCCCCUGUGGCCGCAACAGUGCCUCCUGCUCUGGAUUCGGAGGAUGAGGGCGUGGGGGGCAUGCUGGCUGGGGAGAAGUGCAAGCCCAUGUCGUACGAGGAGAAGCGGCAGCUGAGCCUGGACAUCAACAAGCUGCCCGGCGACAAGCUGGGCCGGGUAGUCCACAUCAUCCAGUCCCGCGAGCCCUCGCUCAAGAACUCCAACCCGGACGAGAUCGAGAUCGACUUCGAGACGCUGAAGCCCUCCACGCUGCGCGAGCUGGAGAGAUACGUCUCCUCCUGCCUGCGGAAGAAGAAGAAGGUCCCUGUGGCAGAGAAGACCAUGGAGAUGAUGGGUGCCAUGAAGACGAAGGCCGGCUCUUCGUCGGACUCGGGGAGCAGCAGCGAGACCAGCUCCUCGGACAGCGAGGACUCGGACGCAGGAAUGGCACCCAAAAUAAAGAAGAGAGGCCAUUCUGGGAAGGAGCAGAAGAAGCACCAUGGACACCCAGUGCCCGGCGUGGCCCCCGCAGCUCUGCCCGCCCAGCAGCCGGCUCCCGUGGUGCAGCCCGUGCCCCCGCCCCAGCUGAAGCAGUCCCCCCCCUCGUACGUGCCGCCGCCCGUGCCGGCAAUGGACUCGGCGCAGCUGCUGGGCGGCUCCUUCGACGGCCUGCCGCACUUCGGCCUGGUGCACCUGCCUCCGCAGCAGCCCUCGCCCCCGGCCCCGCACCUCAACGCGCACCCCGCUGCCAGCGUGGUCUCUCCCCCGCCAGAGGCGCACCCGUACCUCAGCCAGCACAGCGUCCUCGCCUCCCCAGCUCUGCACAACGCCUUGCCCCAGCAGCCUUCGAGACCCAGCAACCGCGCAGCACCUCUACCUCCCAAACCGCCGCAGCCACCCGCGCAGCCGCCGCAGCCACCCAUGCAGCAGCAGCCGCCGCCGCACCACCAGACCGGCCACAUCCACCACCACCCCUCGCCGGCGGCGCCGCCCCCGCACCGGCCGCACGCGCCCUCGCCCACGCUCACGCCGCAGGGGCUGCUGUCCGCCCAGCCCCCGCAGGCCCUCCUGGAGGACGACGACGAGCAGCCGCCCGCCCCGCAACACCACGGACUACCUCUGAACCAGGUGCAGCUCUACCUGCAGCACCUGCAGAACCGCCAGCAGCAGCAGCAGCAGCAACAACAACAGCAGCAGCAGCAGACCUCUUUGCUGCAGUCCGUGCAGGUCCAGUCUCAGGCCCAGCCCACCCCGCAGGGCCCAGCCCAGCAACCCGCACAACCGCAACCUGCGCAGCAGCAGCAGCAGCAGGCACCGCCAGCCCAGGUUCCCCCUCCUCAGACUCAUGCGGGGCAGCAGAGGCACCUGCACAUGCAGUCGCUCCCUUACCCUCAGUCCCAGCACAUCCAGGGGCCCCCGCACCAACAGCAGCAGCAGCAGCAGCAGCAGCACAAGGGGGCGGUCCAGGCCACCAAGUCGCAACCGAUCAUACAGCACCACCACCACCCCUCGCCCCGCCAACACAAGGCCGACCCCUAUGCUGGACACAUGAGAGAGAACCCCUCUCCUCUGAUGAUGCACUCUCCCCAGAUGGCUCAGUACCCUUCCAUCGUGCAUCUGUCUCCUCCGCAUCAGAACCUGCAGCCUAAGAAACCGGAGCAGCGACCAGCCCCGCCUCAUGGGGGCGUGAAGGAGGAGAAGAUGCCCCCGUCGCCGGUGAUCCGUGGAGAGCCCUUCAGCCCCACCAUGCGCCAAGAGCCCCCCAAGCAUCCCGACAAGCCCCCGCAGCAAGGACACGCCCAGCAGAGAUCAGAUGUGAGGCAGAUGGAGAGUUCCCGGCCUGUGAUACGGCCCUCAGAGCAGAGUGCCCCUCCAUCCUCUGGACCGGACAAGGAUAAGCUCAAGCAGGAGCCCAAAACGCCCGUCGCCCCCAAAAAGGACCUGAAGCUGAAGAACAUGGGUCCCUGGGCCAGCCUGGCACAGAAGUCGAUGGCAGCGCCCUCGUCCACGGUGAAGUCCUCCAGCGACAGCUUCGAGCAGUUCCGGCGCGCAGCGCGGGAGAAGGAGGAGCGGGAGAAGGCGCUGAAGGCCCAGGCGGAGCAGGCCGAGAAGGAGAGGAUGCGCCGGGAGCAGGAGAGGCUCAGGAGCCGUGAUGAGGAGGACUCUCUGGAGCACGUGCGCAGGGCGCAUGAGGAGGCGCGGCGACGGCAGGAGCAGGCGGCGCAGGCCCAGCAGGCCGUGCAGGCGGCGCAGGCCCAGCAGGCCGUGCAGGCCGCACAGGCCCAGCAAGCCCAGCAAGCCGCGCAGGCACAGCAAGCCCAGCAGGCGCAGCAGCAGCAGCAACAGGUGCAACAGGUGCAGGCCGUGGCCUCCUCUCAGAGCCAGGCCGCCCCCCAGCAGCAGCAGCAGCAGCAGCAGCAGCCUCCCCCCUCGCAGUCCGCCCUCGACCAGCAGAGGGACCUGGCGCGCCGGAGGGAGCAGGAGAGGCGGAGGAGAGAGGCGAUGGAAUCCACCAUCGACAUGAAUUUCCAGAGCGACCUGAUGGCAAUCUUUGAGGAGAACCUGUUCUGAAAGCAAAGCGAAACACAAACAAACAUUUCGUGGAGUGGACCGAAAGAAUUUUAAAUGACAAAAAAAAAACAAUUAAAACGCGAAAGCGAACCUUGAUGGGACAAGCAGCGGGACUUCCUUGUGAGGAAGCAGGAGUAAGUUCGGCGGGAUAAUUAAAUCGCCGGGAAUAGUCUGUGGAAAGGAGGACGGCGGGGGGGGAACCCGACAAGGACAAAGCCUUUUCUGCGGAGUCUCGGCUCGGCCCCAGUGGGAUUGGAAGGACCAGCGGGAUCGCUUGGCUUCUUGGUUUGUUCGUUUGUCGUUCCUCCCGGAUUUCCGCGUCGCCAGGGACGAGCCCCCUCUUUCCGCGUGUUGCCGGGGGAGUGGGAGGGGUGAUCACCGAUCGCCGCGGCCGGUGCGCGCCGGGGAGGCUGGGGGGGGGGCGGCGGGGUAAGGGGGGUGUCCAGGAGAAGAAACCCCGAACCGGGAGCAGCCGGACCGACGGGAGCGAUCCGGGGGGGCAAAGGUGACGGAUGACAACCAAUUUUUUGCGUUUCGUGUUGGAAUUUAAAAAAAACAUGGAAGAGCUUGUGGAUGUGGGGGGAGGGGGGGUUGGGGGGGGGCAUGGGUAACAAGGUCGCAAUUUUAUUGGGGGGGGUCUUAGGACCCCAUGAGGGCGGGGGGCGGUGGGGUGGGGUGUUCAUGGUAAAACCUGCCUUACACAUCUGACUUGUAAACACACAAUAUAAAUAUAUAUAUUAUAUAUAUACACACCUGGAGAUAUGAACAAAAACGGAUACAACAGCAAAUGCAGUCUCGCCGGGAGCAGAGGUUCUGUGCUUUUUCCAGUCUGUAGGAUCUACUGUAAAGUUUUUUCUUAGCCAGCCUGCCCCUCCUGUCCUCUCACACAGACCUGUCCGAGAGCUGUCUAUGCCUUUUUCCCUGUGCAGAGUGCGGAGAGCUUUCUUUUAACAUGGGUUAUAUAUAUUUGUAAUUUGUUUUUUUUUAUAUAUAUAUAAAUGCUUUGUUUUUUUCCUCUCUUCACCCUACAUCAAAAGGUAGCUAGUAUUAAAAAAAAAAGUCUGCUGUCUCUCCCCUCACACUCCCCCCCGCAGGAUCAGCGGCCCAUCCGUGCUCGCUGCUGGACCUCGCCCGGCUCGCGGCAGCUCGGAGCGGAACCAAACCCGGGGGGGUGUCUUUAAAAGGGCCACUGUUCUUGUGGACUUGAGCCGUCGUCUUGUUGAGAUGUGGAAUUACAGCCAGCCCCUCGCAGGGAGUGUGGAUUUCCUGUGUCCCCCGACUGCUAGGGCGGUUGAGAGAGCACCUCUGGAACUCCCCUGCUCCGUUCUGGUUCUGGCCCGGCCGUCCCUCUCUCCUGAACCAGUCCUCCGAGACGAGGGGCCGGAUAGCCGGUGGCCACCACCCCGUCCCCCCUCCUCUUAACACCCCUCGUCGCUAGAUAGCUGGAUCUCGGGGGGGCAAGACGACUCUCUACCAAAGCUCAUGCAUGUCUGUCCAGGCCAGCACGCUCGACUUCUCCGCUGCGUGUACAAGGAGGAGGGUGCACUUCACAGUCAGUAGAGGGGCGAACGAGUCGGCUGAGAACUCAAACUUUCUUUUUGGGGGGAGGCGGGGGGGAUAAUUUAUAUCAUUGUUCUUGUUAAAUAGUAGUGGAGUGCAGGUCCCUCUUCUUUGGGGUUUUUCUAACCGCUAGGGGGCGCAGUUUAUCCUCUCCCGUUUUCUCACAUGGUGUUUCUACAGUGCCUGUAUUGUACAGUGACUAUAGUCGGCAAAAUUAUUUAAUUGUUAAGAGGUGGUUUGGGGGGGGUCGUGGGGGGUGGAUGUGUGACCCUGUUGCUCUGUUGAACCUGGAGACGGUGUGCAAGGACAGAAAUGAGACACUUAAGACGAUUUAAAUCAGUUUUUACGAAAAACAGUUUUAGCUGGGGUUUUUUUUAUGCACAACAAAAACAUUUUUUUCCAUCUAAUUCAUUGUUUAACGGAAACGCUUUAGAGACACAUGCGCGCGCAUUUAUAUACACACACGUGUGUGUUUAUGUAUAGUGGAGUGAGCCUGAGGAAAGUGCAGUCCUGUGUUCGAGUUCUCCAAGCUAUCUUUUUGUUUUUUUUAAUUGCGGGUGGAAAACUUAAGUGAACAUCUGUAAUGAGUAUAAUGUUGUCACUUUCAUUUCUCCAUUUCAGUGAAGUCCAUAUAUAUAUAAAUAUUUUGUUUUUGUUUGUUCAGUUUCAAAAACAUUUAACAAAAGGAGAAAAAAAUGCAAAAAUUCACUUUCACCUUUUUUUCUUCAUUCCUUUCUGCCUUUUAAUGUCUGAGUUUUUUUAAUGUUAACAGUUGGAUGUUAUGUGCCAUAGAAACCCUCUACGCAGUACAGUGCCGACAUCCGUGUCGGACAGAAUUUUUCAAUUUUAUUUUUGUGUUUAUUUUAUUAUUUUUUUUCCUUGAUUACGCCAGUUGGUAUAUCACGGAGUAAGGUAAUAGAGGAAUACAAUUCAGUCUGUAAUGAUCAUGGAAUAAACAUCUCUUUUUUUAAAAAAAAA
Molecule: messenger RNA, 7943 nt
Organism: Lepisosteus oculatus (spotted gar)
Lineage: Eukaryota; Metazoa; Chordata; Actinopteri; Semionotiformes; Lepisosteidae
Source: RefSeq, a predicted model, not a curated record